Molecule: messenger RNA, 7101 nt
Organism: Catharus ustulatus (Swainson's thrush)
Lineage: Eukaryota; Metazoa; Chordata; Aves; Passeriformes; Turdidae
Gene: FLVCR1
Product: FLVCR heme transporter 1
Exons: 10
Coding region: 65-1639 (524 amino acids)
Biological process (GO): erythrocyte differentiation; mitochondrial transport; heme export
Cellular component (GO): membrane; mitochondrion
Molecular function (GO): heme transmembrane transporter activity; heme binding
Source: RefSeq, a predicted model, not a curated record
CUUGGCAGGCAGAGCGGGGCUGCGCCCGCCGCCAGCGGGGAAGCUGGGUGCGGAGACGGCCGAGAUGGUGGAGGAGGGCGGCGAGGAGGAGGCGGAGGGGGAGAGCGCCGAGAUGCCGGCGGCGCCGCUGCAGCGCUUCAAUGGCUUCCUGCCCGGCAAGGAGGCGGCGGGCGGCGGGGAGCAGCCGGCCCCGGCAGCCCCGGCGGCCCCGGCAGCCCCGGAGGCCCCGGAGGCCGAGGCGAUGCUGGCGGCGGGCGGCGGGCGGGCGGAGGCGCGGCUGGAGACGCGGCUGUCGCGGCGGCGGCUGGCGGUGCUGGCUGUUUUCAGCUGCUACUCGCUGGUGAACGCCUUCCAGUGGAUCCAGUACAGCAUCCUCAGCAACGUCUUCGCCGGCUUCUACGGCGUGUCCUUCACGCAGAUCGACUGGCUGUCCAUGGUGUACAUGGUGGCCUACGUGCCGCUGAUCCUGCCGGCCACCUGGCUGCUGGAUGCCCGCGGGCUGCGGCUCACGGCGCUGCUGGGCGCGGGGCUCAACGCGCUGGGAGCCUGGCUCAAGUGCGGCAGCCUGGCCCCGCAGCGCUACCCGCUCACGCUCGCCGCCCAGGCCGUGUGCGCCGUGGCCCAGGUCUUCAUCCUGGGGCUGCCCUCCCGCAUCGCCUCCGUCUGGUUCGGCCCCACCGAGGUCUCCACCGCCUGCGCCGUGGCUGUGCUGGGCAACCAGCUUGGUACUGCAAUUGGCUUUUUGCUGCCACCUGUUUUGGUCCCAAAUACGCCAAAUGAUAUCGAUCUUAUGGCACAUAACAUCAGCAUCAUGUUCUACGGAACUGCGAUAGUGUCCACACUUUUGUUCUUCUUAGCAGGAGUUGUGUUUGAAGAAAAGCCCAAAUACCCGCCCAGUCACUCUCAAGCAGUUCUGCAAACUAAACCUCCUGAGGAUUACUCCUACAAGCAGUCCAUUAUUAACUUGUUCAGAAAUAUUCCAUUUAUACUUUUGCUAAUCAGUUAUGGUAUUAUGACUGGGGCAUUUUAUUCUGUCUCCACACUACUAAACCAGAUGAUAGUAACUCAUUAUGAGGGAGAAGAAGUGAACGCUGGGAGAAUUGGCUUGACACUGGUGGUGGCAGGAAUGGUGGGUUCGAUUAUUUGUGGUUUGUGGCUGGAUUACACUAAAACAUACAAGCAAACUACUUUGAUUGUUUACAUUCUCUCUUUCAUUGGGCUGCUGGUAUUUACCUUCACCCUGGACCUCGGAUACCUUAUAGUAGUGUUCGUCACUGGAGGAGUGCUUGGGUUCUUCAUGACUGGCUAUCUUCCACUUGGGUUUGAAUUUGCUGUGGAAAUUACAUAUCCAGAGUCUGAAGGCACUUCCUCAGGUCUCCUUAAUGCAUCAGCACAGAUAUUUGGAAUUGUCUUUACACUUGUUCAAGGAAAGCUCACAACAGACUACAGUCCUCGUGCAGGAAACAUCUUCCUUUGUGCUUGGAUUUUUGUGGGCAUUAUUUUAACAGCCUUAAUAAAAUCAGAUUUGCGAAGACACAAUGUGAAUUCAGGGAUUAUGAACUUGGACGUUAAAGCUGUACCAGUUGACAGUCCUGUAGAACCUGAAAGCACUACUUUAAAGAUUCAGUCAGCUUUAUAAAGCUGGAGGAAGGUGACUUAGAAACGCACAAGUUUGGUUACAUAUGGAACAAUAUGAGCUAGUGUCAUCACUGGAUUUGUGUGUAUGAGUAGUAAAAUGUGUUUGUGUUUGUUGAUAUUGGUGGUAGUUGUGUGUUGGAAGCUAUGAAGAUGCUCAGUUCAUUUUGCCCAAGAUGCAGACAAUUCACCUUUGAAUGGAAUAUUUAUUUUGAAACUUUCGAGUUUUGCAGUUUCAUUAGUAAGGAGCUGUGUGAACACUCUCCACAGUAGGGAGACAUGUACAUUCAGGAUGCAUACUUGAAAAAAACCAGGAAUCUUGAAGUACAGUUGUCAUGAUCAGAAGUAUCUAAUCUUUUCUUGAUCAGUCUUGCUGGUGCUUUUGAAAAGUCAAAGAGUGGGGAGAUGCACAGCAGGAGGAUGUUCAAGAGUUUAUUUUUUAUUUUAAAUGUAUCUGUAUUUGAAUAUAAGCCAAUGAUUCCUUCUGGAAAAGUGAUAGCACAAUACUGAAAACAAGAGAUGACGUGUGUUUCAUACUGGCAUCUAACAUUUCUUUUGCCUUGAAACUUCUUUAUAGAUAUCAGAAGGCAGAUAAGAGACAACACUGUUUCUAUAGCUUCAUUGUAGCAUUUCUGGGGAGAUUUGAAUUUCUCACUAGAUAAAUUGCAGAAAAAACCAUCUCUUAUUAAAUACAGUAAAAAGGAGAACAAAGGCCUUUGAUAUCUCUAUUGUGAAAUACUAAUAAGCAAUGUAACACUACCACACAAGUUUCCUCCAUGGAAUAUUUUGAGUGCUUUCUCAAUUAAAGAGAGAGGAGUACGUGUUUACAAAGAGCCAGUGCCUUUACUUUGUAAAGAAGAUCCCUGCCUCAUCUUGAGUUUAAUCAGUGCUGCUGAAGAAAUUCCAUUUUGUGUGUUAAACCUCUGAAUAUUUGUAUUUGGAUUAUCAGAAAAUGUGUUCUGUCCUUUUUAUGAAUUGUAUCACUUGUCUCAUGUGAAAUUCCUGUGCUUGUGUAACUUAAAUCAUGUCUUUUGUUAAAAGCUGUAAGGAUGACUGGCAGAAAAAUAGUGAUAUUUUCACUUUCUCUGAUCAAAUAUUUUUUUUAUACUAUCUUAGCUGCAAAAUGAGGAGACUUCAUUUACAGUAACUUUUUGUUACUUCAUUUAUCUAUAUUUGGGAUGGGGGUUUCUCACUGCAGUGCUUUUGAAAAUGUUCUCCUUUACCUUGUGCUCUACCUACACACCCACAGAACAGAUAGGCACUACAAUUGCUGGGAAAUUCAGACCUGGGUUAGUGGACUUUUUGGAAACACUUGAUUUUUAGCUCAGCAAACUGAGCCUGCUAGUUCAGUGCCAUCAGUGAUGCUGUGUCGGAGUGCCAUCCAGAAGGUGGAAUCCUACACAAAGUUUUCCACAGAUUGCUACAAAGAUUUCCACAGAUGAUAAUUAUUUAACUCUGUGCUGGUUUCAGCUGGGCUAGUUAAUUUUCUUCACAGUGGCUGGCAUGGGGCUGUGUUUUGGGUUUGUGCUGAGCACAGGGUAGAUCAUACAGAGGUGUUUGCAUCAUUGCUGAGCAGGGCUUGCACAGGGCCAAGGCCUUUCUGCAUCAGAAAAGGCAGGGAGGUGGGAGUGCAUGGGAGGCUGGGAGGAGACACAGCCAGGACAGGUGAUCCCAACUGACCCAAAGGAUAUUCCAGACCAUCUGGCAUCAGUGUAUACAGUGGGGGGCAAAAGGAGGAAGGGAGGAAUGUUUGGAGUGAUGGUGUUUUCUUCCCAAGUAGCUACUGCACUUAAUGGGGGUGGUUGAGCACCUGCCUGCCCAUGGAAAGCAGUGUUUUUCUUUGUUUGUGUUUGUUUUCUUUGUUUUUCUUUGCCUGUGUGUGUGGCUUCUGCUUUCCCUAGUAAGCAGUCAUUAUCUCAAACCAUGAGUUUUCCACCUUUUACCCUUCUGAUCCAUCCUUAAUCCCACUGGUGGGGAAGGGAGCAAGCAAUCAGCUGCCUGGGGCUUGGUGGAUGGCUGGGCUUAAACAACAGCAAACUCCAAGGUAGUCUCUAAGUGCAACAAAUAUCAUUAAAAGCUUUUCUUAUUUCGCUGUAGACUCAGGAAAAUCCUUUUGUAUAAAAAGGGCCCUGAAAACUUAUCUUUCUAAGCUUAGCCUCUAAAUGUGAUGAUCUUGAUUUAAACAUUUUGUAUGAUAAAUGUUUUGGACAGGGGAAGACCUAUCAGAACAAACUAAGCACACUUGGAACACUUGCCUUACCAAAAAGGGUUCAUGUCUCUGCCAGGUUCAGUGCAGGGAGAAAAUGGCCAGACCUUGCUGCUCCUGGAGAGGUGAACUCUUCUGGAGUCCACUGCUGAAGUAGCUGAAUAUAGGAAAAGUAACUCUUGGCUAUUCAGAUGGCAGGCAAGGGUAGAGGAGUGAAAGUAGAGAUGCUUUAAUUGUGUCAGUCCUUUACAUCCAAGCUGCCCCAUCAUGGGAUGUACAUGUUUUCAGCCUGAGUGAGAAAAGUGAAAGUUUCUGCCUGGUGACAUGCAUGGGUGGCUUUUCCCUUUGGAAAAAUGAUAAUAACGUGUGCCAAAACCCAUACAUGUUUUUCAGCAAGAUACAGAUAUAGAAAAUAUUAUUGUUCAUGGCCCCGUGGCUGCUUUGACUUUUGGUGUUGCAAAAUCGUAACAAGAUAAUAUUUUUAUAGUUUUGGGGAAUUGUUUUCAAAUGUCCAGUAGAAAGUCUUUGGCAGUAUCCAGGCUGUUUGCUGACUUGUUCAAUACACACUGUUCAAAAUCAAAGAUUGAGUCUUUUUCUUUCUUUCUUAAAAUUUAUUUUUCAGUUCUUUUCUUCACUACUAGUUUCCAGUUUCUUUAGUUAUGUUCAACUGAUUAUUGAAAAAAUAUUUUAGUUUUGGCUCCUUGUGUUUUUUAUCUUCUGGCAAAUUACUUGGCUACCUUCUGCAAAGGUUGAAACAAGAUUUUGGCUUGCUGGAAACCCUGCUGGGUCCCUGAAAAGAAAAUAUUCCUAAUAAUGGAGGCCUAAUUACGUCUUGGAUUUAAUAUCCCCCUGCUAAAAGCAGCUUGAAAGUUGGAAACCUGUGAGCUAUUUUCAGACAAUGAUAAAGUAUUUAAAUGAAAGGCUCAGCAGCAGAAUAAAGAGCAAAUCAGUAUUUUUUAAUGCAAUAGUCCUUUAAUCUGUCCAGAAAUUGAGGUUCUAGCUCAUGACAGAAAUAAAUUUGGAAUAGUUGAGGCUUUGUAGUUUUUGCUUUUAAUAUUUGGGUUAUAGCAGACAACAUCCACUCAAUCAAUCAUAGAAUGUUGAGAGGUUGGAAGGGAUCUUACAGACCAUCUGCUCCCAACCCACCUGCCAUGGGCAGGGACAUCUCCCAGUGCUUGCUCAAGGCUUUAUCCAGCCUGGCCUUGAACACUGCCAGGGUUGGGGUGUCCACAACCUGCCUGGGCAACCUGUUCCAGUGUUUUAUUUAUUCCUGAUACCUAAAUCAAAUUUCCUCUCUUUCAGUUUGUACCCAUUCCCUCUUGUCCUGUCACUGCAAUUCCUGACAAAGAGUCCCUCCCACUUCCCUGUAGUCCCUCUUCAGAUACUGGAAAGUUGCUAUGAGUUCAUGCAGACUUCUUAGCCUGCAAAUUCCACAUGCAUCUGGAAUUGGAAAUAGGGUUUCUGACUCUUAGCCUUGAGAUCCUGGCUCAGCCCCCCAGCAAGAGUAGAGCUGGGGGCUAAAAAUCCUAACUGUUUAAAAAGGUAGUUGUAUCAUGAAUGGAAUGGCUCAUAAACUAGGAGAGGAUGUUUCUAGGUGUAAGAAGCCAAGUGAGAGGGAGAUCCCAAUCCCAUGCAUCAGCUUUGUUUUUCAAUUUAUGUUUUUUUCAAGUGUUUCAGGUGAGCUCUCGAGGAUGUAAGAGAACACACACAGUGGGGAGCAUAAACAAGGGGACUGCCCCAAGUUCCCAGGAGCCCAGCAGGUUGUGCAAUUGAUAACUUUCAGCUACAAAAUCAAGAGAUUAGCCUUAAAAUUUGUUCUUAUCUUUGUGUUUCUUCCCAGCCACUUUUGAACUUUAGGUAUUUUCAGUGGAAGAGACUCAGAGAACAUUGACACAGUUUUAUUUAGGAUUUCUACCAUGGCCUUAAACCCCUCAUUUCUAUUGGCUGGGUGUGAAAAUACCAGGCCUGUAGGGCGUAGUCUGGAAUUGCUGGUAGCUAAGUCCCUCAGAACAAGUAUUUGUAGAUAGGUGCUUAUCUUUGGUAACAUCUUUUCCUGUUGCUGAAUGCCCAUGUUUUAUGAGGAAGAAAGAACAAGGAAAGACAUAGCAAAAAUACCUAUGAAGCAUUUCAGAUUAAUAGCGAUGCUGUGAGAGGCUACCUAGAACAGAGGCUGGACAGUGUAAAGGAAUGAAGUAGGUGUUUAUUAAAAGGCUUCAAAGGACACACCUUGGGCUGUACAAGAGCCUGCAAGAUGCACCAUGGGUCACACGUUUUCACACUUUUAUAAGUUUAGGUCCAUUCACAUAUUGGGGUUAAUUGUCCAAUUACAGCUUCAGGUUAUGAAGUCCCAUCCUCCCAGAAUUGCUCUCAAUUUGCUGUUGUUUGCACUUUUUAGGCCCAAAGCUGCAAGGGUGUCUUUGGUUCUCAGGCUGGAAAAGGAUUGUUUUGUCCAACUAAACUGUGAGGAGAAUUUGCUAAUGCUUUAUAUGAAGUUCAGAGUUAUAUACUGAUGCAGUACAGAAUCUGGAAAAUAUGAAAACUAAAACUUAAGGCAUCAAUAGGGCUUUUCUAACUUCAGCCUCUUGGUCAUCUCUUUUGUUCAAGGCAGUCUGUUGUUUGAGACAAUCAGUGGAGUGUGUAGUUAGAGCUGCCAGCCCAUGUUCUUAAUGGAAAAAUGAUUUUUGACAAAUAUUUGGACUACCUUGUGUGUCUAGAACCACGUGAAAUUAGGUUAAGCUGUAAACAUUUAUUGUUUUCCUUUUCCAUUUUGAACUUGCUAGUUUUCCUGUGUGAAUGGGAGUGUGUGUGUGACCUUUACACUUGCUGUAUUUCAAUACACGUAUGUACCUCCCUAUGGAGUGUGGCAGGCUAUUAAUGUUUCAUGGAGCCCAAGCUGUCAUUGUACACAAUAAUAUGUGACUGCCCCCAACCCCACCAUUUGGUCUGAAGUCUGUGAAGAGAGAGAAGUGAUGCUAAUGCAGGAACUAAAAUGAAUUAAGCAAAAAAUUUCCUAAGAUAAAUUAUUUCUCUGUAAGACCCAUGUCAUUUACUGCUCAUGUUUUUGGUCUACUCAUGAAGAUAACAAAUAUGUUCUGCUGUAAAAUUUAACUUUUGUUAGUGUCCAAUUCUGUAUUUCAAGAGAAAAUUAAAAGUUCUCAUUGAAUAUUCUCUGAUUGCAAUACUGUAUGUAUGCGUCUAUGUGGAAGGCAUCAUUCCUUAACAUUAUAUGUUACUAAUAAAGUGUAGAAUGCCUAAACUGA